AUGGAGAAAAAAAGUUUGAAAGAUCGCUAUGGUGUUGUUGGUAGUAGUAGUAGGGAUUGCAACUACAACAACAACAACGUUAACAGGAUGGUUCAAGAUUCAUGGUAUGGAGAAGACAAUUAUCUUUCUAGGUUUUCAUGGCCUCCAAGAUCUUACACUUGUAGCUUUUGCAAGAGAGAAUUUAGAUCUGCUCAAGCACUUGGUGGACACAUGAAUGUUCAUAGGAGAGACCGAGCCAGGCUAAGACAAUCACCUCCAACUCCAAGAGAUGUUCUUCAUCAUGCUCAUGGUCAGUGCCCUAAAUUACUUAACCUUAACCUUAGCCCUAAUUGUGCUAACCCUAAUUUCUCUUCUUCUUCCUCAUCGUCAACAUCAUUGGCUUCUCCUACUACUUUUUCUUGCACAUUACCUUCUUUGGUUUCUCCUUCUUCUAUGUCACUUGGUGAGAAGAAGAUUUGGGAUCAUGAUCAUUUGAGCCCGAAAAGCGCAAAUUUGGGGAGGAAGAUGAAGAGUGCAAGACCGUUUUUCGGGGAUGACCAAGAAUUUGAGGGUUAUACAAAUGGAGAUGAGUAUAAGAUUCUUAAGAAGGCUGAGAUUGUUAGAUUGGACUUGGAGAUUGGUCUAAUCAGUGAAUCAAAGGAGGAUUUAGACCUGGAGCUUCGAUUAGGGUACUAAUGAACAAAGACUAAUAUCAGUUAUCAGUCGAGGAUUGCGCUGAGUUUGUGAUCAUUAGGAGCUGCAA
This is a messenger RNA of Tripterygium wilfordii, 742 nucleotides long. RefSeq names its product transcriptional regulator SUPERMAN-like. Bases 1 to 675 code for a protein of 224 amino acids. The transcript has a single exon. NCBI's taxonomy places the organism in Eukaryota, Viridiplantae, Streptophyta, Magnoliopsida, Celastrales, Celastraceae. The record is from RefSeq and is a predicted model, not a curated record.